Molecule: messenger RNA, 1535 nt
Organism: Topomyia yanbarensis
Lineage: Eukaryota; Metazoa; Arthropoda; Insecta; Diptera; Culicidae
Product: cuticle protein 18.6-like
Exons: 2
Coding region: 107-352 (81 amino acids)
Source: RefSeq, a predicted model, not a curated record
CACAAGAAUUACCAAGGGUGGUGCAUCUAGAAGAGUAUAAAUAGCAACGGCUGGAUUCAAACAAAGCACAGUUCAACUUCCGAACAAUUAUCAAUCACUAGUCAAGAUGUUUGCCAAAAUUAUCUUCUUUUGCGCCUUGGCCAUUGCCUGCGUCUGUGCUAAGCCUCAGUUCCCCCUGGCCUACUCUUCACCGCUGGUAGCUUCACCGCUGGCAUCGCCGUACGCUGCCGCUUACACUGCACCCGUUGCCGCUGCCUACACCGCUGCUUCGGCUCCGCUAACUGCUGCAUACCCCAGCGCCUAUGCCAGCUACCCGUACCCAUAUGCUGCCUACAACUCGGUUUUCCUGUAAACUGACUAACACCGGAUAGAAUUGAUUCUGCUGGAUGAGACAGAUGGAUGUGAAUAAAUGUACCCUCGCCACGGAACUUUUAAUAUAUAAUGAAGGCACUGUUUGACAAAGCAAUCUAUUGAUUUCAACUGUUGUUGUAUUUUUCCGCAAACAUAUCCUAUUUUAUCCUUGAGCUAGGUGGGACUGUGCUAAUAUAUUGGUUAAUACCGAAUAUUUGAGGAUAAGUUAGAAGAAUUAAACACUUUAUUUAGAAAAGGAUAUUUUGAGGCAUUUUUUGUAAAAUUUCAAGUAGGAUAGACGCUCCCUGAUUCAUCUCAACCCUGUAUUCAUUUCAUUAUCUGAUGGCUUUUAUUAACUUUUUAUUUCAACAAUUAUUGAUUCAAAUUCCCCUUUAUCUUUCUUUGACGACAUUUAAUUAGCUUGAGAUUACUAAGUGGGGAAACUAAUUAAAAGUUUAGAGCCAUAGAACUCAAGUGAGAGCCAAGCUUUGAACUAUAAGGAAAGCUAGAAGAGGUCAUUAGGAACAGGAUUAAAAUCAUACGAACUAAUGUGUCUUCUGUUGGUAGGAGUCGAGUUAAGGCAGAGUAAUUAAGUAUCAGUACCGAGAGCAAAUACGGGCCCGGGGAUCCAACAUGAGGGCUAGCUAACCACUACAGAUGAUUCGAACAUUAAUAAGUUUAAUCUCGAUAUCCAUUGGAAGGAAUAACUCUCUACUAUUAUUUAUAAAAAUAAAAUUAAAGAAGGUUUUUUGCAUGGGUUGGAUCUGAAGUUGGCUUCAUUUAGAAUUUGUCAAAGAACAUGAACAUAUUCGACCAAGACGUUCAAAGUGCAACAGUCUCUAAAAUAUUAAAAGCCUCUGAAAAUACAGAGUCUAAUUUGUUUCCCAUUCAAGCUGACUUUUUCUUCCGUUUUGUGGGAGAAGCUUGUUUCAAAAUAUUUGAUCAAUUCUUCAUUUAUAUAUCGCUACAAUAUUAUUAAAAAAUUUAUUUCAAAAAUUAUCAAAAGGCUAAAAUAUCAAACAAUGGAUAUGGAAUAGUUUUAAUAUAAAAUAUAAUUUCACAUACACUGUAACCUCCAUUAACGAACACUUUUUUACGUAAUAAUCGAUUUACGUAACUUUUUUACGAGCUUAAUUCGAAAUAACGAAGUUUGAAUACGUACAGUACAGCAUGGAGUUGUAUAC